This is a messenger RNA of Python bivittatus (Burmese python), 3457 nucleotides long. It is a transcript of the gene PERM1, whose product is annotated as PPARGC1 and ESRR induced regulator, muscle 1. Gene Ontology annotation, biological process: response to muscle activity; regulation of DNA-templated transcription. Gene Ontology annotation, cellular component: nucleus; cytoplasm. The record is from RefSeq and is a predicted model, not a curated record. NCBI's taxonomy places the organism in Eukaryota, Metazoa, Chordata, Lepidosauria, Squamata, Pythonidae.
GUGACCCGUCUGCAAGAGAGAGAGAGCUAUUUUGGGCCUGCCAAGCUUCCAGGGACCCACUGCCCCUGGUGCCAGUGUGAAGGGCACCGGGCACAGCAUCAUGUCACCCCAGGAGAGGCUUACCACGAACUCCCCAGCAUGGCCCCGUCCUGGGCAUAAGCUUUCUGCAAGAUGGAAAAUUUUCAGUAUAGCAUCCAGCUGAACGACUGGGAUUGGGCUGAAUUUUACUUGGCCUCAGAGGAAUGCCGCUUGAUCCCCCCAGCCUUGGCCACUGCUGAAGACCAGCUCCUGAGUGAUUCUGAGGACGGGGAGGCUGAAGAAAAGAGGGGGAUCCAAGAGACGGCGGGCCCUGCCCCAGCCCACCGAAAAGCCAGCUGCCCCUCCCGUGAAUCCCCAAGUGGGCACCUGCUGGCGGAAGACGUUUUGUCGGGCAGCGAAGAUGAAACCGACUUAGGCUCCGUCGGCAGGUUUCUGUGCGGAAGCCCCCCAGUUCUCCUGCCUUCUCGGUCCCUCCCAAGUCAGUUGUCCGGCCUCACCUCGAACCCUCUGAGAAGUUGGCCUCAGCUGCCAGGACCUGCCACAAGCUCUGCCCUGGUCUCUGCUGCUGAAGAAGAAGGCGCAGCAAGAGCGGGUUGGCCCAUGGAUCCAAAAACGAAGGUGGAAGCCCCUGCCACCCAAGGGAGGGGUUUACAAGAGCCACGUCCAAGGCCAGAGAUGGGAGAAAGCUCCUUGGUGCCACCCCUUAGCUUGAGUGCUGCAGAGGCAACGGAGAGCCCGGAGGGAGCAAAUGGCUUGGAAUUACAGCGCGCCCAAGACAAUACUUCCCCGACGGCUUCUGCAGGCUGCCCAUUUCCAGGAUCAACGGGCAACACUGGAAAACUAGAAUUUCCCAAGCCAAGAGAUGCAGCUUCACCUCCCGGCUCCAUCAAGGUUCCUUCUCUCCUUUCUUCAGAAGCAGAGAAGGAAGUCAAGGGCCUUCCGACUGACUUGGGGACGCCGUUCCAGGAAAAGCAUUCCCCUUCUCAAGAACAUUCGGUCCAGCUGGCCAACAUUAGGGAAAGGACUUCAGGGAAGAAAGAAGAGGAUGCCAGGCCCCUCAAAAGUGAGAGGGGAGCAGACCACAGCAGGAGCUUAAGCCCUAAUACUUCGCAAGAAGGAGACCAAGUCAAAGACGACGGGGUACACGGAAGCCCAGGAGCUCUGGAAGAAAACGGAUGUCCAAAACCAUCUCUGGGAGCUGAAGCCAGAAGACGCGCCUCUUCACCAGGAAAGGUGGAAACACAGAAUAAUGGAGAACCCUGCCUCCAUCUUGGUCUGGUCACCCCCCCUGAAGGAGAGCAUCCAGCUAGGAUUCAAGGAAGCCAGAGACUGGUUUCCUACCCUCUGAAAUCAAACGACUCUCCAGAACACUCUUUAACAACCAUGACAUGGCCAGAAGUGUACGACUAUUUCUUCUACAAUGAUCCCCAAGAAGUGGAAAGACCAGCGCGGGAGGAAAGAUCGAGGCAGACCAGCAACAGCCAUCAGUCGGAGCUUCCAGCAAUGUCAGGGCCUGAAAUGUACGAAUAUUUCUUCCUCGACGCAGACGAGGAGACCGGGGGCAAAGCCAGCCCUUCGGAGACGUCCCUCAGUUCUGACCGUUGCGUGGCUCCAUCCGAUGCGUGGGAAGAGCCAGCCUCCGACGUGACCGCCGACCCCAUGGGAUUCCCAGAGGUGUAUGAACACUUCUUUGCACACCACCCACGAGGCAAGCGAAGCCAGAGGCAGAAUUUCUUGGCCGUGCCAGCUUCAGAGUUGAGAAAGGCCUUGAGAGCCUUAACGUCCCUUGUACGUAGACCGGUCCGCUUCCUCAGAUCCCAGCCAAAGCAGAGAGGAUCCCAAGCAAGAGUGAUGGUCCUGUCUCCCACGCUUCUCCCACUUCCCGGGGAAAGGAGGUACCCAAGACCAGAAAACCUUGGGGUGGCUGUCUUACAACCAGAGAGGCCCCUCCAGCUGGUCCUCACGCCCAGGGAUAUGUGUCUGGGGUUCCUGGCGUUCGCUUCCUGGGCUGUGAAGACCUCCGACCUACGAGCUCCAGAUGCUUGGAAGAUUGUGUUGCUGGCAAACGUCGGUACCCUCUCAGCCAUCCGUUACUUCAGGCGGCACGUGGUCACGGAAAGUCAUCCUGGCACUUAAGGAAAUAUGGGUCGAUCCUCUGCAAUUCCUGAUGGAGAUGCUUUUGAAAGCGUGAUGCCGGUUUCUGCAAAGCAAGCAAGCUUGGAUUCCUGGACUCCAAAUUUACUGGGAGGGCAAGAGGUGAGAAAGAUGAAGGCUUCCCUAAAAAUCAGAUUUUGUUACCAUUUUGUCACCAGUUGGGGGCUACCCAGUCGAAGCCCAAAUCCCACUUUCUUCCCUUUGUCUCCCAGUUGGGAACUUAUCUUAAGCUUACAAGAGAAGGAAAGCUAUAAAAUAAAUGACUCGACAGACCCAGGAGCCAAAGGACCACCGAAGGAGGUCAUCAAAUGGAUUCAGAGGGGACUUUCACAGAUGAGUAAGGGAGAGGAACAAAAAGCUUUUUUAAAAAAAAAUACAGUUAGGUUUAGGAAAAGGAAUACCUGCAGGGCAAGAUCGUCCGAAGGGUGUUUAGGCAUUUCCUACACGAUGGGAGAGAAGAAGUUCACCCAGUAGGGUAGAGUCGUAAUGAGAAACCUUUUCAACUAAUAGGAUCUUGCCCUCCCCACACUAGGGCAGGGAGCUGGAGUUUGGUGGGACGGGUAACCUGGUUUGUUGCAGAAGAUAACAGGCUGAUUUUUGGAAGAGGGCAGUAACGUGGUGGAUGGAGAGAGGUUCUGGAGACUGCUUACAUGUCGAAGCCCACCCAUCUCUGUUGGUGAGCAUUAGGAAAUGACUUGGCAAGAUGCUACGAAUAUUACAAAGUUAUCCGAGGAUCAGUUCUACGGAAUUUAGAAAGUUUGUAAAUUCCCAUCCAACAGAUACUAAGUUGACCGCAAACGUACACAGACAGUUGACUGGUUUCUAUUGUUAUACUGUUUCUCAGCUCUGUCUUUUGGGUGCUUUAUAAAUAGUUGCAGUAAACAAACUUUUUUUUUUUAAAAAAAAAUAACAUUUAUACACACUGCCCUUCUGAAUGCUCAAAGCACAUCAUAUACCGUACAUUAUUUUGCUGUGAUGUUUAUAACUAUCUUAUACGUAGAUCGGUUUAGUUUCCCCAAAAAUGGCAAACUGAGGCCAGAAGAACCUGAAUCAAAAUGGAGAUUCACGUGAAAGAUUUUCCCCCCCUAUUUCUCAGUCUUGGGGCCGCUAUCCGUAAACAGCCCUCUGUCUUCAACUGUUAGUUGGGAUGACUUUUCCACUCCUGUUCUCUGUGUAUAUGAUUCUCCAAAAUUCAGUAUGAGAGUAGAAAAGAUACUUGUAUACUGAAGAAAAAUACCAAACUAUUAAAAUCUUCAUGACCUGC